This is a messenger RNA of Staurois parvus, 468 nucleotides long. Lineage: Eukaryota; Metazoa; Chordata; Amphibia; Anura; Ranidae. The record is from the annotation of a GenBank genome assembly.
GUGCCACUUUCAGGUCUCCUCACACUGCUGGUGUGUUCCAUUUUUUGUCAUAGGGUGCUGGCAGAUUACGGGCCUUCCAUUGCUACUGCCAGGCCCGUAAUCUGCCAUGGGCCCCUGUACCGCCUCCUCAUGCUGCUGCCAGGUCCAGAGUGUGUCAUGGGUCCCUGUACGGCCUCCCAUUGCUGCUGUCUCCAUCGCCACACUCUGCCAUGUGCCACUUUCAGGUCUCCUCACACUGCUGUGUGUUCCAUUUUUUGUCAUAGGGUGCUGGCAGAUUACGGGCCCCAUUGCUGCUGCCAGGCCCCUAAUCUGCCAUGGGCCCCUGUACCGCCUCCUCAUGCUGCUGCCAGGUCCACAGUGUCUCAUGGGUCCCUGUACGGCCUCCCAUUGCUGCUGUCUCCAUCGCGACACUCUGCCAUGUGCCACUUUCAGGUCUCCUCACACACUGCUGGUGUGUUCCAUUUUUUG